This is a messenger RNA of Sitophilus oryzae (rice weevil), 6103 nucleotides long. RefSeq lists its product as uncharacterized. The coding region runs from base 200 to 5518 and encodes 1772 amino acids. Gene Ontology annotation, biological process: positive regulation of actin filament bundle assembly. NCBI's taxonomy places the organism in Eukaryota, Metazoa, Arthropoda, Insecta, Coleoptera, Curculionidae. Gene Ontology annotation, molecular function: actin binding. The transcript is spliced from 14 exons. The record is from RefSeq and is a predicted model, not a curated record. Gene Ontology annotation, cellular component: actin cytoskeleton; nucleus; Z disc.
CGCCAAGUGGAACGUGUAAUUAUUUUCUUCUCUAAUUAGUUUAUUUCAAAUGAAUUUUAAUUGGUAUUAGUGCCGUAUAUUAUGUGCAUUCGUCAGGAUUCGUGCAGGAUCUUACUCAACGAUUUUUUUUCAAGUUUUAGCUCAGUUCAUUUUACUUCUUCUCCUUCCUGGAUUUAUAGUUUGUUUUAGGUAAACAACGAUGAUUGGUGACUGGUUGAAUUAUUUCUGGCUGUUGUUUUUCCGGUAUCUUUACUACCCGAAAAAUGCUAUCGAAGGAAAAACAACAGCACAAUUUCCUGAAAUUGAAGACUUUGCCAACAAAGUAGAAGAUAAACGGAAUAGGGAACACAGCACCAAUAUGUCGAAUAUGCAAGUAUCUGUGCCCCAACAAAGUGGAGAAAUUGUAUCUGCUAACAGAGAGGAAGACAGUGAAUGUGUAGAGGAAACUACUUUGACAGAAGUUCACAAAGAUGAUGGCAAAUCUAAAAUGCACCAGAAAACCGCCACAUUCGAAGGCCAAGAAAACACUUCAAUUGUAGAAGAUAACAAAAAGCAACAAAUAGAAGCUACCAAAAAUGUAAUGCAACAAGAAACAUCCACAAUAUCAGCAAAUAAACAGGACCAACAAGAAAAAGAAACCAUCAAGUACGUGCGGAACACAUCACCAGCAGGCUUUUAUAAACCCCUACCAUUGGAACCGACCAAAUCCUUCGAACCACUCAAACCUUUUGAACCUUUAAAACCAUUCGAGCCAGUGAAAGCUUUUGAACCUCUUAAACCAUUCGAGGCACCAAAAUCUUUUGAGCUAACUAAGCAGUUAACCGGUACAGUUAAUAAAGAACCCAUUGUAAAAGAAAUUGAAGAUAUAUAUUCUGACGCUUUAGCUAAAAUAGGUGGUAUAGAACUAAUCAAGGAACCUGUUAAACAAGAAAACAAUAUCAGUGUAAAUGGAUUUAACGGUGUAAAUCAGAAUCUUAAUAAUGGUCAAAAUGUUCAUAGUUUUAGACCGGUAACAUUUUCAGCUGGUACACAAGAGCAAACUCAACCAGUAAAACCACCUGAAAAAAUAACUGAAAUACCAAUAGACUCAAAUAAUAACCAGGAAGCAACUAACUGGUUACCUUCGGGUUAUGUUCCAGUUGAACCUCUGUCUCCUUUGAGGUUAUCUGACUUAGAACCUCCACUGUCUUCUCCUCAACCUCCACCUGUACCACAGAUUACCUUGACAAGCGACAGUAAUACAGAUAUCCCAAGAAUAUUAAACAGCAAUGCAGAGAAUAAGGCUGAGAUUAAAGAAGAAAAUAUAAAAAACAGUUUAAAGGAAAUUAUUUCGGACUUGGACAAAUACGCUGAGAAGGAUAAGGAAUUGAAGCAGGAACCAAUAGGUUUUCUACCAUCUUUGAAUCAAGAUAUCUUAAAACAGAAUCAUAUCUAUAACACAUAUCCCUAUAAGAACUCAAACAAAAGCCAGAAUGACAGUUGGGUUGCCAGAUUGCCGACAGGUGUACCAACCAAACCACCAAAAUAUCGCCCUAUGUCCGUACCACCCCAUGCAUUUAAUAGUUUGUAUUCCUCACAGAUAAAUCAAGAGCUUAUUGACAAAUAUGGAGAUGCUGAAAACCAACAGGAUGAAAAUGCGCCACCACCAAAACCAAUUAAUUUGGAGAAAAUAUUCACACCCGCCGAUGGAGAACAAAUUCAACCAAAAUCCGCAAGGAAAAUGUUUGCGUCUUCUUCCUUUUAUGAAAAAGGAUUCCAUCCAACGGUGGAAGAUCAGGUGGAGUUGGCAAAAAGAAUAUCAAGUUCCUUGAGCGACAUCAGCAACCAAAGUAGCAAAGGACUCCAAAUGUACGUCAACAGAAAGAAAAGAUCGGUUAAAUGGGUACACGAAGGUGAAGGUAAAGCAGGAUUAAACAAAGACUCAAGCGAUGGCGCUGGUAAACCAAAAGACCCUCUGAAGCUGGUUAUGAACCCAGCUGGUCAGUGCCACGAUAUCAAUUCAUUGAGAAAACAAGGAUACAAUAUCGAAAGCGCUCUAUCUCCAGAGGUUUGCUUAGAGAUCGUCAAAGGAUUAAAUUCACCAAAAGGAAAAGGUGCCGAAUUAUUUGCUAAACGACGUAAGAGAUCCGAAAAGUGGGUAGUAGCGGAAACUAACGGAACUCGACCACCCUCCACUAUACCUGACAUUGCUCCAUCUCCAACACCGGUGCUGUCUCCAGUACCUCCACCUCCACUAGGUCCUGCACCAAGCUACCUACCAGAAACGCAACAGAGACUACAACAUAAGGAAAAGCUAGACGAAAUUCAGGAAAAAUUUACACGUCCACGUAUAAAACUUGUAAAGUCUCCUUGGGAAGCUGCUUUGGAAACAGGUUCAGUAGACGCUGCUUUUCAAGUUGAACCAGUUUGGCCAACAAAAGGCAACUACGUAGCACCUGCUGUCAAUUCCUACGAAGAGGCACUUAAAAGCGACAACCUGGCGUCGUGGGCAAUACCAAAGUCAAAUGGAUACAACUCUGAAAAGACUUAUGCCCAUAAUCCGGCAUACAAUAGUCAGAGCAUCAACAGAAUAGUUGACAAUUAUCAAAAAGGCACCUCCAACGUGGAUGUUUACAAGCCUGCACUACCACAAGCUUGGAAUUCUGGACCAGCCAAGAAACAACAAUUUGGUAGUAUAUCUGCUGCUUUAUCUAAUAUCAUAAAACCUCCAGUAAAAGAAGAACCUCGUCCAACUUCACCCUUUCCAACUAUUCCUGACGUAUCGCAAAAUAUUGAAACUUUACAGUCGGUAAAAUCUAGCGUAAUUCGCGCAGUAACGCCGACAUUUUUAGAGCCCAAACCUGAUCCACAAAAAGAAGCUGAGCUUGAGCUAGAUCGAAAACGCCAAGAACGGGCAGCUUCGCCGUUUCCUUCAAUUCCGGAUGUUGUGUUAGAGCAAACAGUUAUCGAUGAAGACAUAAAAAGUUUUCAAGAAAAUAAAGACGUGGAGUCAGUGCUUAGACCAGCAUCCCCUUUUCCUACUAUACUCGACAUAACUUUAAACCCAGAAAUUUUGGAGAAAGAUAUUGUAACUUUACGGACCAGUCCUGUUCCCUUUCAAAUUCAAUCUUCAAUCAAUAUGGAGGAAGGUUUAACGGACAUUCAGCUUGAUGAACCUCUUCCUCCACCUCCAGAAUUUAUAGAAACACCUGUAGAAUUAGAAAGGCCUAUACCGUUUCCUACUAUUCCUAAUAUCUCGAAGUAUUUGUCCACUGAGAAACAGGAAUCUACAUUAUUUCGACCGAUUCCAUCUAAACCAUUCGAAUCAGUUUCAAUAACGGAUAAAAAAUAUGAACUAAACAAUCCUUUAGGUAAAUGUGCUCCAAAACCGCCUAAACCCGAGUUUAAUUAUGCCUUGGCUAACUUUCAAAAUAAAGUUACAGAACAUAGCUUUACGAAUUCGGCAUCUAAUUCGAGAACUAUACAGUCAGAGCUUUUUGAGAAUCAAGGACAUUUUAAUGCUAGAGGUAAAUCCCCUAUUCACAUUUUUGUACCAAAUGAAACGCAGGAAGCUAAUUUAAACCUAAAUAUUGAUAAGAAUCCUGAAGAGAAAUCAAAUAAGUCAAAUGACCAAAGAAAAAUUAUUAUUGAGAAAGUCGAAGUGGAACAGAAAAAUCCAGAGUAUGAAGAACAUGUAAGGAAAAUGGUCAUAGAAAAUAAUCAGGAAAAAUCAACUGUAAUUCAGUCACAAAAGCAAUGCUUCUCGGAGCUGAAUAAUAUAAAAACAGCUUUCGAUGUAGUUAACCAAUAUGCGAUUAAAGGAAUGACAGGAUUUGACGUUGAAUAUAAAGAUUUGACCCAAAAAGAAAACGAAACAGAAGCGAACAAAAAAGAAGAUAUAAAUAAUAUUAUUUUGACUGAAACAAUUGAGGUAAAUCAAAAUUUAGGAAAAACUCUUAAUAAUGAAAACAAUAAAGUUGUAGUUGAUGACAAUACAAGUAAAGUUCAAUCUGAGGAAAAGGAAAGUAGUAAUAAUGCUAAAAAUAAUGUGUCAAUAAUAAAUAAGAAGUCUCCAGCAAAAGAAGAUAUUAAUUUAGAUAUUGAACCAAAAAUAUGUAAAAAACCACCUGGUGCGAUAAUUGGGGCUAGACCACUUUUUGGUGAACUUAAUAUCAAUGAUGAAUUUAAGAAGGCCUUGGUUGGAAGGAAGAAGUCUAUGCUGGAUAGAAGAUAUAAAGAUGGAUCAAAAAAUGUCGUGGAAGUUCGGGAACCUAACAAAGUCCAUUUUGAGCAGUCGGAAACAAAAUCAGAGGAAGAAGUUACUGAUAAUUCAAAAUUAAAAGCUGAAAUUAAAACUAAUGAAAAAGCGGAUGUAGAAAUAUUACGACCAAACGAAUUUGAAGAGGUAGAAAAAGUAUUUUACGAACAAAACAGAGAAUAUGAUAUCGAUUUCCAAAUAGUACAAGAAGAAUAUAUCGAUCCUAAUACUAAUAACGGUUACUCAAGAUCACAAAAUUUGCGACACGUGCCUCAACACACAAAUGGUGUAAAUAAUACUAAUUAUAGAGUGCAGUCACCUAUGACACAAUUUAAUCAACAACAACAAAUUGUACCAAACAUCUUUCCCCAAAGUCUUCCAACACAUCAAACAUAUCUAGAUCAACAACAUGAUAGAAACGAUCAUACCUUAAACCAAGCCGAUACAAUAACAGAAGAAAAUGAAGACUAUGUUAAAGUACCGGUGAAAUCGUUAAUAGAAAGUUUUGAACAAUCAAUUAUGCCUCCCAUGCAAUACAAACAAAUUCGAGAACCUUUGCCUGAUGUCGUAGAAAAAUUAAGCUUAAGGCAUCCAAAUGCAGAUAAGCAGAAUAAUUCUAUAAAUACCAACAUUAAUAGUACUCAAAGCAAUAAUAUUAACUUUAAAGAACAAAAAAUGAUUCAACAACAAAGUAUGCUGAAACAAGCCGAACAAGAUUUUGAUAAUCUAUAUUACAUUACAAGUUCUAAAGUGCAAUCAUCUAAUUAUCUACAACCAGAUCCUACAAAAGUAUAUUCCUUGCAACAAUCAGAAAACAGUUCCUUUUGUAAAUAUUCUUCUUCCCAAUACUCUUCCCAGUACUCCUCCCAACAGCAGAUGCAAUUCGCCUCUACAAGCAAUGGAAAUUCUUAUGAGCAAUUAAUACCAGGCUCAUCUACCCUUCCAAGACCACAAUCAAAACCUCCGCUAUCGCCAACAUACAAACCCGACGUGGCACCUCAAACCUUUGUGCCGAAAGAAAGCAAUGCGCCUCUGCCAAAUCUCUAUGCUCCAGCAUACAACGCUCAUUCUCCAACUACUGAAUAUACUGCACCGCCGAACUAUAUACCCAGCCAAACCUACGACGAUUCUUUACUAUCUACACCUCUACCGACCCAGAAGAAAAUCAACUUUGACAGUUUGCAUAACUACAACACCGCACCUAGAGGAUGGGGUGGUUCGAGAGAUGUAUACAAGCCCCUAACGUUUGAGAGUCCCCGAUCACCAUACUCUAAUUUCUAGUUGUGUAAACUUGCCCAAGAUAUAUACACAUGUAAUGUUAUUAUUUAUGAAUAUCGUUUGUCGUGUUGGAGCACAAAAAGCUAAUGUUUAAAAAUUCUUAAAAGAAUUCUAAGCAGGUAUCUGAAUGAUCAGAAUUACCGGAGUAUUGUGAAUAAGCUUUCUCGCUGGUGCGGUGUAAGAAAUAGUAUCAAAAAAAAUUAUUAAUUUCUGCUUGGUUCAAAGUCAUCCAUCUCAUCCAAUCCUUUUAAGGAUUGCGCAAUUGAGGUAAUGGACAACAAAAUUUAAAUAUUUCGAUACUAGUCAGCUUAGGACAUGUAUAUAAUAUAAACGAUUUAUUUCUUUGACUAACAUUUUUGAUUUUUUUUUCGUUGUAUACGAUUUUCUUUCAGUUUUCUUUUGUAUUUAUAAAAUUCGUCGAAAGAACACGUAAAUGUGUUUGUUGACUAUAUUUUCUUUCUUUGUUGUCUUUUGUGUUUGUAUUUUAGAUGUAAAAAAUUCAGUACUUAGUACAUUACGAUGUUAUUUAUUUGUUUAUAAGAGUAUGUAUAAAUAUGAAAGAGUUAAAAUAAAGAUUAUGUGCCAAUU